GGGUAGAGACGAAGGGUGGCACGACCACACACCCCUAUACGCCUGAAGAGGAGGCCAAGGCCGCCGCCAUCUUGAAAGAGAGAAGGGAGAAGAGGGAGGCCAAGAAGAAGGCCAUGCAGGAGGAGCAGGCGCCCAAGUGAAAAAAAUUGAAGAGGAGAUGGCCAGAGAAAAGGAGAGAAUAAAGAAAGAAGAAGAGCAGAAGUUGAAGGAGGUGGAAGAGGAAGAGGAAGAGGAAGAAGAUGAAACGCCACUGCAAAGGAAGAGAGGGCAGUACAGUGGCAGUAGAGAUUAGGAGAUGGAGAAACGAAUUUCGGAAUGGGUCGCGAUGUAUAUCUCCAAGGAUGACCAGGAAGCCGCUAUAAGAGCCUGGGAAGCAGAAAAAGAUGUCGUAAACCGGCAGGCGUUGGAAGACGAAAAGAGGAUGGAGUGGAAAUUGGCCGUGAUGAGGGAGAAGAAGAGGAGAGUAGACGCGGCAGCGGAGGCAGCAGAAGAAUUGGAGGAGCAAUAUGACUUUAGUAGGAGUCAACACAUAGCUGUGUGUUCAAUAAAGUUGGGAUUCCGGGACUUUGCUCGGGAGUUGGUAGGCGCUAAAGGCACCAAGGUGGGUCAUUGCCUCGAGAAGACUGAGCGGUUUUGUGCCGGCGUCAUUGAAGGCGUUAAAGCGGCAGCUCCCAAGGAGAAGGAAGCACGUCCUCCUCGCCGGGAGCCGGUCAAAGUCAAAUUCCGUAAUUCCUACAGUGGAAAACGGGAAGAAAACUUUGACAAUUGGGAGGCCAAUGUCAAGACCUAUGUGCAUCUGCAACAGGUCUCCCCGGAUCAGCAGUUCCUAAUUGCGAUCCACUCGCUUAGAGAUGAGGCCGCCAGCUUUGCAAGGUCCCUAGCUCGCGCUGCCAACUGUAGUGACGAUCCAGUUGCGUACUCCUCGUUCACGUCCCUCACUGAAUUCUUGAAGCUGUUGCGCGAGCGAUUUGCUGAUGUCGCUCGCAGUGUUAAGGCCUCGGACAAGCUCCAAACGAUCCAUGCCUGUAAGUGGAAGAGUGUCAAGGCACUCAAGAGCACAAUGGACGAAUUGGUAGCUGUCCCUGACCAUGGGGUUACAAACACCCAGUUGGUCGCCCUCUUUUAUAGAGCGAUGCCCGAAGCUUUUCGCGAGCACUUCUUCGCGAAGAGCGAAGACCCUGCCACCACUUACGAUUCCCUUAGCUGUGAAGUGGUGGCCUUUGAGGCAAAAUCUGUGUUAGUUUCCACCUUCUGGCACAAAGAUUUGGAUAAGGGAAAACAAUGGAAGGGCCGCAUUAUCUCUGGGCAGGUGAAGACUAAGGAUAGCCUUGUCCUAACUUUAGAUGAGGGUAGUGUGGAUGAGAUCCCCUACGAUCAGAUUGAGUGGGGGUUAGAAGAGGAGGACAGCGGUGUGGGCCAGGGAAGGACUUACGCUGCUGCGUAUUUUCGCCUAGAGAAGGAUGGGAAAGUGGAGAAGGUUCUCCACUCCCUGACUCUCCUCGUCGAAGACAGCCUCCCAUUUGAUAUUGUCCUGGGAAUGGAUUGGGGAGAGGCAGCCGGGGCCACGCUCCAUUUGAAGGAGCACGAGUGUAGGCUCCCUAGCUCUUCAGGCGAGGCUAAGACUGCCCGCCUGUUCCAUGUGUCAGGAGUAGAGAAUCCCUUGGCACAUUGCUGCCUUAGUGUGCCUGCAUUCGCCAGAUUAGUGAAGAAGGAGAAAUUGGAGGAACAGGUCUUUGUUGCCUAUGUUAGGCCAAUGACUGAGCCUACGAAAGAAAUGUCGAUGGACCCUGCGAUUGCCAAGCUGCUGGAAGAGUUCAAGGAUCUAACUGAGCCGCCGACAGGAGUAGUACCGCGGCCCAUCCAGCACCGCAUUGAGAUAGAGCCUGACAGUAGAACUCCCAAGGGCGCUGUGUAUAGGAUGUCCCCACGGGAGUUAGAGGAGCUUCGCAAGCAAUUAGACGAGCUCCUCGAGAAGGGUUGGAUUAGGCCCAGUUCGUCUCCUUUCGGAGCACCCGUUCUCUUUGUUCCUAAGAAAGAGGGAGAGCUGAGAAUGUGCAUACACUAUAGGGGUCUGAAUGCUAUUACAGUGAAGAAUGCUGAGCCACUGCCUAGGAUAGACGAUCUCUUAGAUCGAGUGCAGGGGGCCAGAUAUUUCUCUAAGAUAGACUUAAAGUCCGGAUAUCAUCAGAUAAAGCGGUGUAUGAAUGAUUUGUUUAGGCCAUGGUUAGACAGAUUCGUCGUAGUUUACUUAGAUGACAUUUUAGUGUUUAGUAAGACCGUUGAAGAUCAUCAGGGUCAUCUCAGGCAGGUCUUGGAGAAGCUGAAGGAAGCUAACUUCAAGAUCAAUGCAAAGAAGUGCGAUUGGGCAAAGACCCAAGUUUUGUACCUAGGCCACGUCUUAGACGGAGACGGCGUCACGCCGGAAGAUAGUAAGAUUGCAGCGAUUCGAGAUUGGCCAACACCGCGAACGUUGACAGAACUGCGGUCGCUCUUAGGCCUGGCAAACUACUACAGGAAGUUCGUGAGGAACUACUACAGAACUCCGCCCCUUCGCAGAUUGCUCAGAAAGGAGACCAUCUGGAAGUGGGAUAAGGACUGCACGUCUGCUAUGAAGAAGUUGAAACAGGCGUUGAUAGAGUAUCCAGUCCUUAAGGUCGCCGAUCCGUCCUUGCCCUCUGUCGUCACUACGGACGCUAGCCAGUACGACAUAGGUGCCGUGUUACAGCUAGAUGAUGGCAAUGGUUAUAGGCCCGUAGAGUUUAUGUCUGCCAGAAUGCCUUCAGAGAAGGUCGCGACAUCUACCUAUGAGAGGGAACUCUACGCUCUCAGGCAAGCCUUGGAACACUGGAAGCACUACUUGCUUGGGAGGCACUUCAAAGUCUACUCAGACCAUGAGACGUUAAGAUGGUUAAAGACGCAGGCCAAGAUGACACCUAAGCUUACUAGGUGGGCCGCAAAGAUAGAUCAGUACGACUUUGAGCUCAAGCCAGUCAAAGGGAAAUAUAACGUAGUCGCGGAUGCUCUGAGUAGAAGAGCUGAUUACUUUGGGGCAAUAGUACACUACCUCGAUAUAGGAAAGGAUCUCCAGCAGAAGGUUAGAGAAGCCUACGCGCAGGACCCUAUCUACAGUGACCUCCUUAAGAAAGUCAAAGAGGCCCCAGAGACUGAACCGAACUACCGCACUACCGAAGGGUUGCUCUUUGAGAAGACUAAUGUAUUUGACCGCCUGUGCAUUCCCCGUAGCGAAGAGAUUCGUAGUCUGAUUCUGGGAGAAUGCCACGACACAGAGGGUCAUUUUGGUUGGCAAAAGACUUUAGCCAAUCUAAUGCGCAUAUAUACCUGGCCAGGGAUGAAGAAUGACUGCGUAGAGUAUGUUCACAGUUGUAAAGUCUGCCAGCGUAACAAGACUUCUAUGCGUGUUUCGCUAGGUCUUCUCAGACCCUUGCCCAUUCCGGACCAGCCGGGAGACUCAGUAUCCAUAGACUUCAUGGACACUCAGGUCAAGAGCAGGCAUGGCAAGAGCCAAGUCAUGGUCAUAGUUGACCGUUUUAGUAAGUACGCAGUUUUUGUUCCUUUGCCUUCAGAGGCACGUACUGAUUUAGUCAUACAGAGGCUUUUUGACUGUUGGGUGAGUGAGAAUGGACUCCCACUAUCUAUAGCUAGCGAUAGAGAUAGUCGCUUUACUAGCCAGAACUGGCAAGAACUCAUGGGAGUAUAUUGAUCUAAGCUGUUGAUACCGUCUGGCCGCCAUCCAGAGACUAACGGUCAGACCGAGCAAAUGAACAAGAUCCUACAGC
Messenger RNA from Chara braunii, 3797 nucleotides. Lineage: Eukaryota; Viridiplantae; Streptophyta; Charophyceae; Charales; Characeae. The record is from the annotation of a GenBank genome assembly.